Molecule: messenger RNA, 669 nt
Organism: Solanum pennellii
Lineage: Eukaryota; Viridiplantae; Streptophyta; Magnoliopsida; Solanales; Solanaceae
Exons: 2
Coding region: 1-669 (222 amino acids)
Source: RefSeq, a predicted model, not a curated record
AUGAAUACUAGGAGGAACGUUGGUCAGAUGAGAAGAGGUGCAACUGCUGGGGACAAUCAACUUGCACCCCAGGCUCCAGCUGAAGGAGUAGCCAUGCCGAUUAACCCUUCUGGGUUGACUUAUGCUGAGGUGAGGGCAUAUCUGGCCCAGAUGGAACAGGCCAUCACUAUACAGGCUCAGGCCAUGACUGACCAAGUCAACCGGCAAAAUGUUCAGAGGGAGAACCCACCGGUUCGUACCAUGGCUGACAGGUUGAGAGACUUCACGAGGAUGAAUCCUCCUAUUUUCAUAGUGUCUAAGACUUCAGAGGACCCCCAGGAGUUUGUGGAUGAGGUAGAGGACAGCCGCAAAAAGAGGGGCAUUCAUGAUGCUAGGAGGCCUAAGCCUCAAGAUCAUGCAGGUCCCAGCCAUGGAGGCCAUAUAAAUAAUUUUGGCGUCCGUGAGCAGCCCAGGUUCAAGAAGGGGCAGCAGAGUUCUGGGAACUCUAAUUCUCAAAGGAGUACAACACCUAGAGGAGGCAGACCUGAGACCAAGAAGAGCAAUGGAGGUGAGAUGCAGCGUCCCAAAAAGAACUGUGCUAAGUGUGGCCAUGCUCAUAGUGGAGAGUGCAGACAGGGUACUAAUGCCUGCUUUGGUUGCCGUAAGAGUGGGCACAUGGUUAGAGACUGA